AUGGCAGCUAAACAACCAAAAAGUGGGUUGGAGAUCACAACUGAAUCUGAAAGACAGGGUGAGAAUAUUACCAGCGAUGCGCCAAAAGUCUCCGAUCGAUUUGCGGACGAGAGCUUUAAGCUCCUUUCCAAAAUCCAAGUUGCAGACCCAAGUCCAGAAGAAGCGACACGUAUCCGAAACAAAUGUUUAUAUCGCAUUUUGCCAUUCUUGUGCAUUGGAUAUCACCUCAUGUACGUUGAUAAGCAAACAUUAGGAAGCUCCGCUAUCCUCGGCAUUAUGGAUGACGCGCAUUUGAAUUCAAAUCAGUACAACUGGCUGUCUUCAAUCUUCUACUUUGGAUAUCUAUUGGCAGAAUGGCCGCAGAACUGGGCUUUACAAAGAUUUCCCGUUGCAAAAUGGUUGGCAGGAAACUUGAUUAUCUGGGGCUGCAUCACACUUUUACACGCGCCUUGUAAUAACUUCGCCUCGCUCUUUGUGGUUCGCUUUUUUCUGGGAUUGGCAGAAGCAUCUAUUGUCCCUGCAUUUCUGCUCUCGAUGUCAAUGUUCUUCACUUAUAGUGAGCAGGCUGUCAUGAUGCCAAUUAUGUGGUCAAUUGGUAAUGCAAGCCCCAUUACCUCGGGUUUGCUAUCAUAUGGCGUGUUAUGGAUCGAUACAGGAAAUUUUGCUCCAUGGAAAUGGUUCAUGAUAAUAACUGGAGUUAUUACGAUCAUAUUUGGGGCUUUGGUGUGGCUCUUCUUCCCUGAUAGUCCUCUUCAUGCUAGCUUCUUGACAGAAGAAGAACGCGCACAAGCAAUCUUGAGAAUCAAGGAAAACCACUCUGGAAUUGAGCAUAAGACAUUCAAGAAAUACCAGUUUCUUGAAGCAAUCCAGGAUCCCAAAACAUGGCUGUUCUUCUUACAUUCAUGGUCUCAAGAAAUGGCAAACGGAGUUACAAAUCAAUACUCUCUAAUCAUUAAGUCUUUCGGAUUUACAGUUCUCCAAACAACACUACUUGGUUGUGUGACCGGGGUGGUUUCAUUUUUUUCUCUGGCAACAGCAGCGAUCGUACUUUACUACACCAAGAACUCCCGGGCAUGGAUAUCACUUAUUGCUUACAUUCCGGGAGCUUUAUCUAGCAUCCUCUUACUAGCUCUACCCUGGUCGAAUCGCUGGGGCCUCAUCUCAGGCAUCUGGAUUAGAUCCACAACCGGGAUACCUUACGCUGUCGUAAUGAUAUGGGCUGCAAACGCAUCAGCAGGACAUACAAAAAAGACCACUGUCAUUGCGCUAUAUCACAUAGGUUAUGGCUUGGGGAACAUUAUUUCUCCUCAACUAUUUCGUCCGCAGUGGAAGCCGCGAUAUAAACCGACUUGGAUUAUCCUUCUUGUGGUUGCUGCCAUUCUUCCUUCAAUUGUCAUUAUCAUUCUCCGUAUCUACCUGAAGAACGAGAACAAACGUAGGGAUAAGCUAGAUGCGGUCGAUGCCAUCGCUGGAAGUGGAAUCGUUGAGUUUAUUGAUUCCGAUGGUACCAAGGUGGCUCGUGUUGUGGACAAUAACCAGAUGGAUCUAACAGACAAAGAGAAUUUGACUUUGUAA
Molecule: messenger RNA, 1575 nt
Organism: Penicillium odoratum
Lineage: Eukaryota; Fungi; Ascomycota; Eurotiomycetes; Eurotiales; Aspergillaceae
Exons: 9
Coding region: 1-1575 (524 amino acids)
Biological process (GO): L-cysteine transport; transmembrane transport
Cellular component (GO): membrane
Molecular function (GO): L-cysteine transmembrane transporter activity
Source: RefSeq, a predicted model, not a curated record